Molecule: messenger RNA, 2338 nt
Organism: Pieris rapae (cabbage white)
Lineage: Eukaryota; Metazoa; Arthropoda; Insecta; Lepidoptera; Pieridae
Product: UDP-glycosyltransferase UGT5-like
Exons: 4
Coding region: 13-1554 (513 amino acids)
Molecular function (GO): UDP-glycosyltransferase activity
Source: RefSeq, a predicted model, not a curated record
UUGUUGUUCGCAAUGUUGAGACAAGUUUCGUUUGUGUUAUUAUUUGUUAUAACAAAUGUGCAUUCAGCUAAAAUAUUAGCAGUCUUCCCGACUCCAUCUGUAAGUCACCAAGUAGUGUUCCGACCGCUAGCUCUAGAACUGGCCAGACGUGGUCACCACAUAACACUCAUAACAACAGAUCCAUUUACACAAUCAAAAAACCCAAAUAUUACAGAAAUUGACGUCCACGACAUAUCAUAUGAACUAUGGAAAAAGCAAGUCGUUUUGAAUUUGGAAUUUGGGAGAAAGGACAAUAUUUAUCCACAGAUCGAAGUGAUACCGAAAGUGAUGAUGAAUAUUUUUUGUUCGCAACUUGAACAAGAUUCAGUUCAGAAACUGAUUAACAGUAAAGAAACCUUCGAUCUUUUAAUAUUAGAAGGUUGGUUAAGUCAGAAUUUAAUAUAUUCUCAUAUUUUUAAAGCCCCCGUGAUUUUGAUGAGUUCAUUUGGAGUGAUGUUUGCAAGGGAUGAAGUGAAUGUAGGAGCAACUACACAUCCUUUUCUCUACCCAAUGAUUGUACAACAGAAACUUUACAACAUGAGUUUUUGGGAUAAAAUUCAAGAAUUAUACAAACGCCAGUGGUUUGAUACAUUUUGGUAUGCUCAUGACGCUAAAGAAGUUGCGGUCUUCAGAGAGAUGAUUGAUAAAGAUUUGCCAGAUUAUGAUGAGUUAAGCAAAAAUAUUGAUAUGUUAUUUAUAAAUACCCAUCCUAUGUGGAUCAAUAAUCAACCUCUGCCGCCAAACGUAGUAAUGGUUUGGGGAAUACACAAAAAGCCGCAAAAACCAUUGCCGAAUGAUCUUCAAAAAUAUCUCGACUCAUCUAAAAACGGAGUAAUCUAUUUAAGUUUUGGUUCCAACGUGCUCUCAUCAAUUUUAUCUCCAGAGAAGAUACAAGUUUUUGUGCGCGUUUUUUCCCGAUUAUCAUACGACAUUUUAUGGAAAUGGGAGACUGAUGAACUGCCGGGGAAAUCGGAGAAUAUAAAGAUUUCCAAAUGGUUACCGCAGUCAGAUUUAUUAAGACACCCAAAUAUAAAACUCUUCAUAACCCAAGGAGGUUUGCAGUCAACCGAUGAGGCUAUAACAGCUGAAGUACCUAUGAUAGCUGUUCCAUUGCUCGGAGAUCAAUGGUUUAAUGCAGAGAAAUAUUUAUAUCAUAAAAUUGGAAUGAAACUCGAUAUGGAAACCAUUACUGAAGACGAACUUGAAAACGCUAUUAAGACUAUUAUAAAUGAUACUAGCUAUAAAGAUAACAUCCGAAGGUUUAAUAUACUAUUACACGAUCAACCACAGAGUGCAUUGGAUCGAGCCGCUUGGUGGACAGAGUAUGUGAUAAGACAUGGUGGAGCGAAGCAUCUUCGAUCAAUUGCAGCGAAUAUGCCGUGGACGGAAUAUUUUGAGAUUGAUUUUGCACUUAAGCUAACAUCACUUUUGCUUAGUAUUAUAUUCGGCGUUUUGGUUGUAAUUUAUUUUGUUUCGCGACGUUUAUUUACGAAGGAAAAGCUUAAAUCUGCUUAAAAGUUUAAACAUGUUAUUGUAGCGGAUGGAGUAAAGGUAUCUCAGGUAUUUUCUGAUUGUUUUAUCUAUGAAUAUGGUGCGUUUAUAUCUGAUAUCUAAUUGUUACUCAAGUUAGCAACUUGAGUUCCAUGAGUCUUACUAAUCUAAGGAAGACCUUGAUGACGUCUAAGUUAGUAGAAAUGAAGUUAGAAAUAUUCUAAAAUCACUAAAUCCUAGCAAUGGUCCGGGUCCGUCUCACUUUAUCAAAAAUAAAAAGUGCUACUACACCCAUAUGUCUGAAAUAUCACUCUCUACUAAAACCUUUUCCAAGGAAUGAAAAUGUCCUUACAUUAAUACAUAAACACAAAUGGGGAAACAGUUGUUCCCAGUAAUAGGCUAGUAUGCAAACUCAGCUCCAUUGUUUAGUUUUCAAUCGCGUUGUAUAUAGAUAUAUUUCAAAACAUAAAUAAGCUAGUAAAAAUCCCUAAUUAGCACGGGUUUUUAACUUACAAAUCAAUAACAUCUGACUUUAUUAAUACAGAUUUUCAAUAGGCGUUUGAUAAAGUUCAUCAUCAUCUUCUAUUGACAAACAUAAGAAAUUUAGGGAUACAUGGCAAACUGGCUCCGAUGGAUAAGCUCUUUAAUAAUGGAACCCAACUGUGGCUAUAAGGGGUCCUUGUAUAGGGAUUAGCAUAUAAGUAUAUUGGAUUGGAUUAAUAGAAGGAAAAUCUAUGAAUAAAAAAGAAAAAAUUGAUUUAUUUAUUUAUUCAGAAGAUUCACAGCACAAUACAGAAAUAGAUGUAUA